Messenger RNA from Drosophila innubila, 491 nucleotides. Its product is annotated as UPF0184 protein CG14818. The transcript has 2 exons. Lineage: Eukaryota; Metazoa; Arthropoda; Insecta; Diptera; Drosophilidae. The record is from RefSeq and is a predicted model, not a curated record. The coding region runs from base 76 to 405 and encodes 109 amino acids.
AUGGCUCUGCGUUAAAUUAAAUAGAAGUCAGCUGACGCCUGGUGUAUUUUUUUUUUAAGCACUGAGAACGAGGAGAUGUCGCCAAGGAAUAACCACGAUCCGACGUCAUCCGGUGAGUCGGGCAACACAAAUGUGGAGGAGGCGGAUCUGCGAGAGAUGGAGGACGUUAACCAGAGCCUCGACGCACUCAGUUGUGCCCUGGACGCUGUGGAGCAACGCACCGACGAUAUACUGUCGCAGCUGCGAUUGCUCUUGGACUCAAAUCGCGAGAUUCGACGCCAGCUAGCGGAGGAAAAUGACAACGCUGCCGAUGAGCCUAAUGACAAUGAUGAUCACGAAGAUCACGAUGAUGAUGAUGAGUUAGAGGGAAUCGUUAAUAAUAUGACCAAAACAGGCGUCAACUAAAUCACAUCACAGUUUUGUGCUUUUUUUAUGUAUAGUCAUUUGUUUCUAUACAAAUUUUUAAUAUAAUUGUUAACCAAUCCUACAAA